Messenger RNA from Anthonomus grandis grandis, 1221 nucleotides. RefSeq lists its product as uncharacterized. Gene Ontology annotation, cellular component: nucleus. NCBI's taxonomy places the organism in Eukaryota, Metazoa, Arthropoda, Insecta, Coleoptera, Curculionidae. Gene Ontology annotation, molecular function: DNA binding. The transcript has a single exon. The record is from RefSeq and is a predicted model, not a curated record. The coding region runs from base 1 to 1221 and encodes 406 amino acids.
AUGGAUAGGUACAAAUUUGAAUGCCAAGAUAUUUACAACGUAGAUGAGACGGGGAUUACUACGGUCCAAAAACCAGACAGAAUAAUAGCGAAUAAGGGUGUAAAACAAGUGGGUAGUGUGACUUCUGCCGAAAGAGGUGCUUUAGUUACAAUAGCCCUGGCUGUAAGUGCUAGUGAAAAUACAGUCCCUCCAAUAUUUGUUUUCCCUAGAAAAAAUUAUAAAAGUUAUUUUGUUGCAAACGGCCCAAGCGGAUGUAUUGGAACUGCAAACAAAUCAGGCUGGAUGAUCCAAGAGGACUUCGUCAAAUUUCUUGAACAUUUCAUAAAGCAUACAAGGUGUUCAAAAGAACGACCAGUUUUGUUAAUCCUAGACAAUCACGACUCACAUCUUUCAAUUAGAAAAAUAGAUAUUUGUAGGCAAAAUGGUGUUAUAAUUUUAUCUCUACCUCCACACUGUUCCCAUAAACUUCAGCCCUUAGGCAGGUCCGUCUAUGGCCCACUAGAGAAAUAUGCUAAUAGUUUGUGCGACUCCUGGUUAAGAAACAAUCCCGGCAAAACCAUGUCAAUCUACGACAUACCUGGUUUUGUGCGUGAUGCUCUACCAUUAGCAGCGACACCAAAGAAUAUUCAGUCAGGUUUUCGAGUUGCAGGAAUAUAUCCAUUGAAUAGGCAUAUCUUUAGUAAUAAUGAAUUCCUCUCUAGUUCUGUAACUGAUCGCCCUGAUCCUGUCAUUAUCCAAGAAAAUGAUAAAAAUCCUCCCGGAAAUGAAGAAACUGUUAUAGAGAAGUCAAUAAAAUAUAUUGAAACCUCCAGAGAUGGCUUAAAAACGUUUGACCCUAAGGAAUUUGAAGUUGUUGACGUUUCAAAAUCCCCUACUACUUCAAAUAUCCCGCCGUCUUUUGCCCCUAAUUCCAAACCCAACAUCCUCCAAAUACCAACUAGAGUUGAGUCGCCGAAGCCUGGUUCUUCACAUGAUAUAUCGCCGAAGCCUGGUUAUUCACGUGAUAUAUCGCCGAGGCCUAUCUGUCCACAGAAUACCAAAAGUAAUACGCUCUAUUUUAGCCCUUCAGAUAUACGUCCAUUUCCAAAAGCUGGAAUUCGUAAAACUAAUUUUAGAGGUCAUAAAUGGCGCAAAGCCGCUAUCCUAACCGAUACUCCGAACAAAACAGAACUUGAAUUGGAACAAGAAAAACGAAAUGCCAGAAAAAAAAACAAGAGUUAA